AUGUUUCGCCGCGCUUGCCGACUGCCGCACCGCGCCAUCGCGGGCAGUGUCAAGGGCGGGGCUCUGCUUAUAGACCUGCGCACGCCAGAGGAGAUCAUCGAAACACCUGGACCGGACGGAGCGCUGACUUGGGACUUUCGGUCAGAUCCGACGGCCAAGGCGCUGCUAGAGGGCCGCGGCUACACACGUAUCUUGAACGGCGGCGGCAACACGACUGCCCCUCAGUGGGACGCCCUUCUCGAGGCCUGCCAGCGGCUCGUGCGGGGCCCGAUGAAUGAGUGUCGCGACCGGGUCACUUCGUAA
Molecule: messenger RNA, 303 nt
Organism: Emiliania huxleyi CCMP1516
Lineage: Eukaryota; Haptophyta; Isochrysidales; Noelaerhabdaceae
Exons: 4
Coding region: 1-303 (100 amino acids)
Source: RefSeq, a predicted model, not a curated record